This is a messenger RNA of Ostertagia ostertagi, 855 nucleotides long. NCBI's taxonomy places the organism in Eukaryota, Metazoa, Nematoda, Chromadorea, Rhabditida, Trichostrongylidae. The record is from the annotation of a GenBank genome assembly.
AUGUCGUCACUCUCGCGUGAGUGGCGAGUUCCGGUCACCGGGACUGCCGGCUUGAUUCGUGGAACGGCCGCCGCCACCGUAGGCCGGACAAGAGGAGAAAAGACGAUGAAGCUGGAUUUCACGGGCAAGAAGGCGAUCGUUUGCGGCGGCAGCCGGGGCAUCGGCAGGGCCAUUGCGAUGGGCUUCGCGGCCUGUGGCGGCGACGUGUCGAUCUGCGCGCGCGACGCCAAGACACUCGAGGAGACUCCGCGCCGAGCUUGCCAAGGCAUGGCCACAAGACGCCAUGCCGCCAGCGCCGACCUCGCCAAGGGCGAUGCGGUGCGCGGCUAUGUGCGCGAGGCGAUCGGCGCGCUGGGCGGCGUCGACUUCCUGGUCAACAACGCCUCGGCCUUCGGCUCGUCCGACGACGACAAGGGUUGGACCGACAAUCUCGCGGUCGACAUGCUCUCGAUCGUGCAUGCCACGCAGGAGGCGCUGCCGGAGCUUAAGAAGUCGCAAGGCAACGUCGUCAACAUCUCGUCGAUCUCCGCGCAUCAUCCGGCGGCGCGGCAGCCGCCCUACGGCGCCAUCAAGGCGGCGGUGAUUCACUACACGGUCACGCAGGCGGCGAUGUACGCCAAGGACCGCAUCCGCGUGAAUUGCAUCGCCCCCGGCUCGAUCGAGUUUCCGGGUGGCGUCUGGGACAAGCGCAAGACCGACAAUCCCGCGCUCUACAACGGCACGCUGGCCUCGAUCCCGUUCGGACGCAUGGGACACGCCGAGGAGGUCGCGAACGUGGCCCUGUUCCUCGCUUCGCCGUUUGCCUCCUGGGUGACCGGGCAGACCAUCGCGGUGGCCGGCGGGCAGGGGCUGUAA